Molecule: messenger RNA, 1863 nt
Organism: Leishmania major strain Friedlin
Lineage: Eukaryota; Euglenozoa; Kinetoplastea; Trypanosomatida; Trypanosomatidae
Product: putative endosomal integral membrane protein
Exons: 1
Coding region: 1-1863 (620 amino acids)
Biological process (GO): protein localization to membrane
Cellular component (GO): membrane
Source: RefSeq, a predicted model, not a curated record
AUGGUGGUCAUUGUGCUUUGCUGGGCUUCGUCCAUCACCUACGGCUUCAGCUUUCCCUUGAUGCACGACCUCGGCUUAGCAUACUCGCAGGGGGAGACCGUGCACGUUCUGGCGAAGUCCGUCACAUCUCGCGCGAAAAUCGUGCCGCUUCGUUGGAGCAGCGUUUUUCCGUGCGCGGUGUCACUGAGCCAAAGCACACUGCAGCCAUCUCGUCGCAGUAUUGGUCAGGUGCUGAUGGGUGACACGCUGGAGGACUCUGGCAUUCGGCUGAAGGUACUGACGGACAUGAAGUGUGUCCUCGUCUGCUCAGCGCGUUUGAGCACGGCCGAGAGGGAACAGUACGAGAAGCGCAUCUUGGGCCGCUACCGGGCACACCUAGUGUUGGAUGGACUCCCGGCUCUGGAGGCGCCGUCGGUCGAUGGCGCGUACCGUCGCAUCCGCACCGGCUUUCCACUUGGCAACUUCUCCAGGGCCACGACAACGGGGUUUAUAGAGGUGUACAACCACGUUCACUUAAUUGUCUCCUACUACCCAAUCACCUCGACGGAUUCGCGAACGGUGCGGAUUGUGCAGUUCGAGGUGCAGCCCCGAAGCGUGUUUCACACCGGCGAGCUCGGUGGGGACGGCACCUGCACCUUCCCCGCCAUGCUCAAGCCUCAGAUCACGCACAUGGAGAGCAUUCGCUUCAGCUACUCCGUUGAGUGGGUGGUGUCGACGACGCCGUGGAAGACGCGCUGGGACAACUAUCUCGACGACAAUUCGCGCGAGUCGAAGGCGCACUGGUACUCCAUCGUGAACGUCUUCUCAUUGGUGCUGCUGCAAUCGGUGCUCCUGUGGUACAUCCUCGUGCGGUCUGUGCGGCGCGACAUCUCAUCCUACAACGAGGAAGACUUGCUGGGCGAUCGCGAGGACAGCGGAUGGAAGCUUGUGCACGGGGAUGUGUUCCGGCCGCCACGCGGUGCUGUCUUCCUCUCCGUGCUCGUUGGCAAUGGCAUGCAGAUCAUGUGCAUGGUGUUCGCCUCGCUGCUCGUUGCCGUGGCUGGCAUGCUCGCGCACGACUCGCGCGGUAUGCUGGCAUCCCUGCUUGUGAUGCUCUUCGUGUUCUUCUCCAGCGUCAAUGGGCUCGUGACGGCGGCUCUCAUUAAGCUCUUGCGGCGGCGCUCGUGGCAGGCAAUCUUUCUGACGUCCGUCGCGCUGCCGGGGUUUCUUUUCGGGGUCUACCUCACGCUCAACUUGAUACACCUCGGCUCCCACGCGGCGAGCACGCUGCCCUUCACAUCUCUCCUCUACCUGCUGGCGCUGUGGCUGUGUGUCUCGGUGCCACUUUGCUUUGGCGGCGCUGUCGCCGGCUUCAGCUCCAACCUUUCGAUUCCGGCAAAGAUCAACGCCAUACCGCGCACGAUCCCACCACAGCCGUGGUACAUGAAAGGCGUGCUCUCCUACGUGGCUCUCGGCAUCGUGCCACUGGCGGCGUCCUAUGUGGAGUUGCAGUCCAUCUUCAGCAGUGUGUGGCUCGGCGUUGCGUACCGCAUGUUCUCCUUCCUACUUGCAGCCUUUGUGCUGGUGCUGGUCAUUGUGGCGCAGGUGUCUAUCUUCUCCACCUAUCACCAGCUGAGCCUCCUCAACUACCACUGGUGGUGGCGCUCCUUCUUCGUGUCGGCGUCGUACGGGGUGUGGCUGAUGCUGUACUGCGUCUUGUACUACUGGCUCAUCUCCGUUGUGAAGGGCUUUCUCGGGAUGGUCCUGUUCUUUGGGUACAUGGGGCUGGCUUGCGUGACGGUGGCUCUUAUGUUUGGCGCCGUCGGCUUCCUGGCGUCCCUGGUGUUCAUCUGUAUCUUGUUCGCGAGCGUCAAGGCGGAUUAG